AUGACAAUUGAUACAAUUUCCGCCGGAAAUGCAGGCGACAUCCCUCCUGUACCGCUCGAGACGAGCGUGGAGAUACCGAAUCCACCAGUGCUUUCUCCUGAAGAUGUUGUUAUUGCGGUCAUGGGUGUUACUGGUGCUGGAAAAAGCACAUUUAUAUCCCUUUUCGCGGAUGACGCCCAGAUCGGACACGGGCUCCAGUCCUGCACCUCUAACGUCAGCAUCCACGCUGCUACCAUCAAUGGUCAGAAGUGUCAGUUGGUUGACACCCCCGGCUUCGAUGAUACCAACAGGCCCGACGCAGAAAUUCUCCGCGAAGUUGCCAACUGGCUGAAUAUCUCGCAUGAGAACCAAGUUCAGCUAGCUGGCAUUAUCUAUCUUCACCGGAUCUCGGACAACCGUCUAGGCGGAGCGGCCAUGAAGAACCUGCGGAUGUUCAAGAGACUGUGCGGCAAUGACAGCCUACAGUGUGUCGUACUUGCUACGACCAUGUGGAACAAAUCGAAUGUCUCCCUAGACGAGCAACGUGAGAGAGAGCUCUUGGAAAAGCCAGAUUUCUGGGGCAAAAUGGUGAAAGAGGGGAGCCAGGUCUUCCGGCACGACAACGGUAAAGAAUCCGCAACGGCCAUCAUAGAAUGCAUCAUCGGGAAAGGGCACCGCGUCACUCUAGACAUCCAGAAAGAGAUGGCCAGCGGCAAGACGCUCGACGAGACGGGUGCAGGUCGGGAAGUGCAGACAGACAUGGCGGCACUGACGAAGAAGCACGAAAAAGAGAUGAACAGUCUUCGCCAGGAACUGCAAGAUGCUAAAGACAAGCAUGAUUCGAGCGCCAUUGAAGAGAUCAACCAGCUUCGCACUGAGCUGGCGGACAAGAUCCGGAGCGAUGAGGAGGCUCGCAAGAGCAUGCAGGUUGAUAUGGAGACACUGAGAGCACAGCGGGAGGAAGAGUUGCAGCGACAGCGCGAUGAGGCCCAUCAGAGAGAGCUGGACCACCAGAAAGAGAUGGCAGAUGCCCAGAUGAAGCUGAUGGCGAUUAAGCAUGAGAAUGAGGCAGAAGCCCAAAGACUGCAGCUCCAAGUCCACAUGGCGCAGAUGGAAGCCGAGGCUGCCAAACGGGAUAGAGAACGGGCGGAGCGGGAGAGGGACUCGCAGGGGGGGUGUAUAGUCAUGUAG
Molecule: messenger RNA, 1170 nt
Organism: Trichoderma gamsii
Lineage: Eukaryota; Fungi; Ascomycota; Sordariomycetes; Hypocreales; Hypocreaceae
Exons: 3
Coding region: 1-1170 (389 amino acids)
Molecular function (GO): GTP binding
Source: RefSeq, a predicted model, not a curated record